Messenger RNA from Tuber melanosporum (Perigord truffle), 3163 nucleotides. RefSeq lists its product as uncharacterized. The coding region runs from base 1 to 3018 and encodes 1005 amino acids. Lineage: Eukaryota; Fungi; Ascomycota; Pezizomycetes; Pezizales; Tuberaceae. Gene Ontology annotation, biological process: regulation of exocytosis; regulation of protein secretion; establishment of cell polarity. The record is from RefSeq and is a predicted model, not a curated record. Gene Ontology annotation, molecular function: myosin II binding; syntaxin binding; GTPase activator activity. The transcript is spliced from 7 exons. Gene Ontology annotation, cellular component: plasma membrane; cytoplasm.
AUGGAUUUCCUACGGUCAAAGCAGGCUGGGAUCCAGCACGACUUUACGGGAGCUCUUGCAGCUCCAGAUCUAUUUGUUCUAGAUGAAGUUGAGAAAUACGGAAUCGAAUCCUCCGUGUCUGUCCUUGCCUACGACCCAAUCCAAUCACUUUUCGCCGUCGGAACAAAUGAAACGGCGACCACUCCCGGAAAGGUCUAUGUAUUUGGUCAGAAGCGAGUGCAGGUUACAUUCACAUUGACACGCAAGGCCGGCGUCAAGUUUUUGAAGCUAUGCGAUAAUAGGAUUGUCGUCGUGGACACCAAGAGCGAGCUCUCAGUUUUCGACAUGACCGACCUCGAAGCUCAGCCUGCCAGAUACUCACCUCCGGGAAUUGUGAGCGCGGUUUUGACGGAUCCAUCGUUGGAUUGGGUAUUCAUGGGCUUGCAGAAUGGAGAGGUGGUCGCGUACGACCUUGACCGGCGGCUCAGGUCGCCAUUCCUGGUGCCGAAUUUAUGGAGGGAACGGUCGCCGAAGGCCAGGGUUUUGCCAAUCGUAUCGCUUGCGCUGCAUCCGCGGGAUCUCGGAACACUCUUGAUCGGAUAUCUAGAGGGGUGUGUUGUUUUCUCUUUGAAGCAGCAUGCGCCAACGCUUCACCUUCAGUUUGAGAUACCGCCUGGUGCGCCUGGAGCUGAUCCGGAACGGAGCAUGCUAAAUUCUGUGCGGAGGCCGAGGCUUUGCGAGGCACUGUGGCAUCCUACCGGGACGUUUAUCUGUACUACACACGAAGACUCUUGUCUUGUGAUUUGGGAUUCACGAGAUGGCAGGGUCGUACAAGCUAGGACUCUGCAGGAUACAAAUGUCAACAUUCCGUGCGGUCCGCAGCCAAGUAUGCUUAGCGAGACUGAGGGAACAAUAAUUGUCAGACAGCCACUGUUUAAAGUGUCUUGGUGCUGUACGGAUAACCCCGAUGACACCAGCAUCUUGGUAGCGGGUGGAAAUCUGUCUGUGAUGCCCAAUAAGGGCCUCACACUUCUGGAUCUUGGACCCACUCCGAAUAUGCUCACUUCAUCAAUUCAAUUCGUCUCGGAUCACUUUGCGUCACCUAGAAGGCAGCGUGUUUUGCCGACUCCAGCUGAUCUCGAUGUUGUUGAUUUCUGUUUGCUUCCCCGAACCAGCCCUCAUUACGCUGGGAGCCAUGACCCCGUUGCUGUCAUUGCUUUGUUAGCUUCCGGGGAGCUAGUGACGCUGAGCUUUCCGGAUGGCCAACCUAUCUCCCCGGCCUUGGUGUUCCAUCCUUCCUUGUCAUUGAUUCAUCCUCGUGUGACAACCGCUAAUCUCUCGCCUAUAAAUCGCCAGCGGUGGCUAGGCAUGAUCGAGAGCCGUGAUGGCCCAAAGGAAGUAAUCAUUGGCGGGGUGGAACAUGUCAAACCUCUGAGACGAUACGAGAGUCGAACCGUGCUACAAAUGGCUCACUUGGAUGGGACAGUAAAGAUCUGGGAUUUGGGACUCGCAGACGAAAUCGAAAACGAGAAAAUAAUGGAGGUUGACUUAGGGCAGGUUUUAGAGCGUGGCGUCGAUCUGAAGAUCGAGUGUGUUUCCAUGGCAGGUUUUACCGGAGAGUUAGCUGUGGGAAUGGAGACCGGAGAGGUCGUGCUAUUCAGGUGGGGCAAGAAUAAAGGCUACGGAAGGACUAGAGAAGACGAGGCUCUGCAGUCCAUGAGCAGGUCUGAGCCGGGCAGUCCUACUGGGGCAAUUAGAGAUGCAAAGUCGAAGUCAAAUCCUACCCUUAAGGAGGGCCUUUUGCCGCUUUGUGUUCUUGAGCAGCAUUGUGGGAGUGUUUUGCAUCUUGCCUGCAGUGAUGUGGGAUUUGUUGCUAUUGCUUAUCAGACCGGUCAUGUAUCUGUUGUUGAUUUGAGGGGGCCUGCCGUUAUAUUUCACCAAAGUUUGACUUCCUUGACAAAGGAGGCUAAGAGGUCUAGUGUUAGAAAGAGCCACGACAAGCCUAUGGAGGGAGAGAAAGCUACUUGUUUGGAAUUCGGAGUUCUCACACUCGAGGGCGAUGGCAAGCAAUUGAUUACGAAUACUCUAGAGCAUCUACUAACAGUGAAUCACAGAGUUCUCAAGCAUUGCACUGUUCGCCCCGGCUUUGUCUGCAAUUUCGUGAACAUAACCCACAUGGAAGGCCCAGUUAUAAAAAUAAUUCCAUUAAACUCCGAUUCCGGCAAGCGUGUAUAUGCCACACAGCAAGCCGUAGCAAACCUCAGAGACGGUAUAAAAGUGCCCGGAGUUCUACUGGGCGUGACAAAGUCCGAAUCGAGGAUAUUCCGACCGCCGACUGCGAAGGGCGCGCAUAAGAGCUGGGAGGACUCUGACUGUCUGUCUGCAAAUGUGGUAGAGCUAGAAACUCACGGUGUCUGUCUCAGCUGUGUUAUGGGUAAUGGUGUUGUGAAGAGUUAUUCAAUCCCUGGGCUGAAGGAGAUUAGUGAGGUCAAGAUUGGACAGUGGUUUGAGAAGAGCAGAUUGGCGGACAUAAUUGUUACUGGAGCUGGAUAUAUUUUCGGGUGGACUUCUGAGGCGGAGUGUUCGCUGUUGCAUAUGUGGGGGAAGGGUGAUAGUUGGCGAGUUGACACCCUUUACAAUCCAAAUACCCCCGUCCCCGCCCGCCCUACAAUAUCUAACUUUCAAUGGAUCUCCGGAACACAAUAUGUCACAGUCGAGGAUGUAGACCUACUAAUCGGUGGCCCCGAAAGACCCAUGUCCCGCAAAAUGAUAGAACAAAUGCGCGCGGAAAAACGCCAGGCAGAAAUAGACGCACGUACCGGUAGCGCUGCUGCUGCUGCUGGCGCGUCAAACCAGGACGGGGUAUUCGCAAAUAUGGCGAAGCAGAUACAAGAGCGGACCGAGAAGUUGAACAUCAUGGGUGAUAGCAUGGAUAGGCUCGGCGAGAGCUCGGCGAAUUUCGCGGAGGACGUGGGUAAGUUCGUUAAUCAGCAGAAGAGGAAGGCAUUGCUCGGCGGUCUUACUGGAAAAUGGUUUUAAACCAGUAUCCAUGCUACUAUUCAUGGGCCUUCCUUUCUUUUGUUUUCUCUCUUGAGCGUUUCUUUGUGUACCUUCAAGUUGUGUUGGGAAUCAUGAGCACAUUUGUACUGGUUGUGGUCAAUAUCAUGGUUAUUAUUUAUUCCAA